Molecule: messenger RNA, 1444 nt
Organism: Grammomys surdaster
Lineage: Eukaryota; Metazoa; Chordata; Mammalia; Rodentia; Muridae
Product: olfactory receptor 4C16-like
Exons: 2
Coding region: 512-1444 (310 amino acids)
Biological process (GO): G protein-coupled receptor signaling pathway
Cellular component (GO): membrane
Molecular function (GO): olfactory receptor activity; G protein-coupled receptor activity
Source: RefSeq, a predicted model, not a curated record
CACAGCUUUGGAAGGCCAUUUCUUAAUUGAAGCAGAGAUUCAUGAUCCAAAUUCUUUUUUCCUAAUUAUUUGCUAUCUCUACGUUCUUGCUGGCUAGUGUCAGCUUCACUAUCUAUUCCUAUAUUUCUGUUUUUUCUCUUCUGGCAACUUUGCUAAAAAUGACACCUCUGUAACCUAGCUCAGUCUUGUUACUGAAAUUAAGAAUGAUUCAUUUAAUGUUGUAAUGUUGUUCUAACUGUCUAAUCAGAUAAUGCAAAUUAGACACAUUAUAGCCUUGAAAUGUUUUUGACUAGCUGAAGAAGGGAAACUUCUGGUGACAAAGCUGUCCACAAUGUCAAUGUCUUCUACCAUUAUUUGCUAGCAUAUUCCCUCUAGAGGGCAGAAAUAAAUUUUUUUCUUUCAACAACCUAUUGGAAAGCUGCUAUCAAAAGGUAUUGGGCUGAUGAGACUUAUAUAGCUAGUCUUCUAACAGAUGACACGUUUGAUAAGGUUUUCUUCUCAUUCAUGAACUAUGCAGCUCAAUAUCAAUGUGACUGGGGUCAUUCUUCUUGGCUUGACACAGGACCCCAGGAGAAAAAACAUAGUGUUUGCUAUUUUCCUGUUCUUUUACAUGGGAACAUUACUGGGUAACUUGCUUAUCAUUGUUACCAUCAAGACAAGCCAGGCCCUUGGGAGUCCCAUGUACUUCUUCUUGUUCUACUUAUCUUUGUCUGAUGCCUGCUUCUCAACAACUGUAGCCCCAAGAACAAUUGUGGAUUCCCUCCUGAAGGCGGCCUCUAUCUCUUUCACUGAGUGCAUAAUCCAAGUCUUUACAUUCCAUUUCUUUGGCUGUCUGGAGGUCUUUAUCCUCAUCCUCAUGGCUGUUGACCGCUAUGUGGCCAUCUGUAAGCCCCUGCACUAUAUGACUAUCAUGAGCCGCCGGGUCUGUGGGAUGCUGGUGGCCAUAGCCUGGGUGGGAUCCUGUGUGCAUUCUUUAGUUCAGAUAUUUCUGGCCUUGAGUUUACCCUUCUGUGGUCCCAAUGUGAUUGAUCACUUUUUCUGUGACUUGCAGCCACUAUUGAAACUUGCCUGUUCAGACACAUAUAUGAUUAACCUGCUUCUGGUAUCCAACAGUGGAGCCAUUUGUACAGUGAGUUUCCUUGUGCUGAUGCUCUCCUAUGUCAUUAUUCUUCAUUCCCUAAGAAACCACAGUGCUGAAGGGAGGAGGAAAGCCCUAUCCACCUGCAUAUCUCACAUUAUUGUGGUCAUCCUGUUCUUUGGACCUUGCAUCUUUAUAUACACACGCCCCGCAACAACAUUUCCUAUGGAUAAGAUGAUAUCUAUAUUUUAUUCAAUUGGGACACCUUUGCUCAAUCCUCUGAUUUACACUCUGAGGAAUGCAGAGGUGAAAAAUGCCAUGAAAAAGUUAUGGAAAAAGAAAGUGGCAUCAGAUGAUAGAAAGUAA